AUGGUUACGUUCAAUUGCGAGGUCUGUAACGACACAGUGCCCAAGAAAAACACGGAAAAACACUACUACCGCUGCCCCAACGCAUACUAUACUUGCAUCGACUGUAACACGACGUUUGACGACGGCGUUGGCUACAAGAAACACACCCAGUGCAUCAGCGAGGAUGAAAAGUACCAAAAGGCGCUAUACAAGGGCAAGAAGGCGCCGGGGAAAAAGGCUCCUGCAAAGCAGGGGCCUGUAAAGCAAGCGCCCGCGAAAGAAACGCCCGCAAAGCAGCCCACGUCGCUCUACAAAGUGCUCAAGAAAUGCAAGUCCAAGGACGACAAGAAAAAACUGCUGAAACAGAUUCUCGUGACGGCGGACGGCCGUCUCGAGCUGCCUGCGCAAGUGUCGCUGCUGUAG
Molecule: messenger RNA, 402 nt
Organism: Lachancea mirantina
Lineage: Eukaryota; Fungi; Ascomycota; Saccharomycetes; Saccharomycetales; Saccharomycetaceae
Source: the annotation of a GenBank genome assembly